UUUUUUUCUUUUUGUCUUUUUUUUGGGUCAGAAUACCAUAGGAAUCAAAGGUCAGUCUGACCUUUCAACAACCCCAACCUGAGCAUGAGCAUCCCAGAAGACUAAGCUCGGGAUCAAGAUCUUCAUAGAGAGAUAGGGAGAAACCCAGUAAAGAGAGAAAGUUAAAGAACAGAGAAAUUCAACAUGGGGUUUUUCACGUACACCAUGGCAGGUAGUGGAUUUAUUCUGAUCGGCGCAUGGGAAGCUCUCACCUCCUCAAAUUCGCUUCGAUCUUCACCUCUCACGUCUAUUCAUGCGCCACCACAGGCUUCAUCGUCGAGAACCAAGAAGAACCCAUCUUCCUCAUGUUUGACCUUCAUCUCCAUCUCUGUCUUCUCCUUGUUGCUCAUCUUGAACUCUAUUGUCUCCUUCGUUGACGCGCUCAAUUCCAGUGACAAAGUCGGCUCGGCCCUCCAACUACAAGUACUCGCUAUUGGGCCGCUCUUUUUGCUGUGUUCCGUUACGGGUUUGUUGGCAAAUUUCACGAAUUCAAUUCCUCUGCCUCAUUCGAUGCUUAGUUUGAUUGGUCUUUUCGCUUUCGUGGAAGAGUUUCUGUUGUUUUACUUGCAGAGAAAAAACACAAGUGGGAUUGAAAACCGGUACUUUGAUCUGUUGCUUGUACCUAUAACUGUUUGUUUAUUUUCUACAAUGAUGGAAUUGAAAUCCCCAAAGUCAAAUUACCCAAAAUUGGCUCGUGGGGUUGGCUUAAUUCUACAGGGGACAUGGUUUGUGCAAAUGGGUCUCUCUUUUUACACCCAUUUGAUCACUAGUGGGUGCUCUUUGCAUGAAAAGAGUAGAGGGAAUUAUACAAUUAGGUGCAAGGGACACGCCGAUUAUCACCGGGCAAGAGCGAUCGCCACACUUCAGUUCAAUUGCCAUCUCGCUCUUCUUGUGGUUUUGAUUAUGGGGGCAUACUCGGUUAUUGUGAAGAAAUAUGGAGUUCCUCGUGACUUUACACAGUAUAGGCCGCUUGGUGCAGAAAUGCAGCAAUUUGAGAAUACACAAUUUACUUUGGAUUCUGAUGAUGAUGUUGGUGAAGAAAUUAAGGAAGAGGACAAUGUGGGAAAGCAGAAGGUGGGUGUAGUGGAAUCGGGAAUGAAUGGUUAUGGCACUCAUUAGUGAGGUAAAUCUAGUCGAAUUUUGAGCUGGUGAAUGUAAUGUUUCAAUUUCUCACUAUUUUUUUAUUUUGUAGUUUGUGCGGACAAUGUGAUUCACUUUUGUGUAAAUGAAUUGAGAUGGCGCUUUUACUGGUUUUCAGUGUUGUAGUUUUGGUAUAGCUCUAUGUGCUUGAGUUUCUUGUAAUGAAAUCCAAAACAUCAAGCCAUUUUCUCCUUUGAUGUGAGAUUUGGAUACUA
Messenger RNA from Alnus glutinosa, 1394 nucleotides. RefSeq lists its product as uncharacterized. The coding region runs from base 184 to 1158 and encodes 324 amino acids. The record is from RefSeq and is a predicted model, not a curated record. The transcript has a single exon. NCBI's taxonomy places the organism in Eukaryota, Viridiplantae, Streptophyta, Magnoliopsida, Fagales, Betulaceae.